UCGAGGGUUGCUUGUGUACUUACCAUUUCGAGGUGUGUUGGAGCAUUUGUAUGUACAGACGAUACGCCAAAGGGAAGGAUUGUUAAAGCAUUCAAGGUUAGGUGAUACUGUAUCACGGAUUCGAGUACAUAUCCUACCUACGAGACGGUUUUGCCUUUACUUGGCGUUCUUCGAAAAGGACUUGAAACGUUGAACUAUCUCGAUUUCGACUGGUGCGAUCGACCUUAUAUUAGGCCAGCUGUUAAACGAUCCAACAAUGAGGUCGUUUGCUUUUUUCGCAAUCUCAAUACUUGUUGCCAUGGCUUCAGGGUAUGACGAGCCAUUCCAGCCAUUCCAGAACCCGGGAGAGAUAUUUCCUGGUUUGACCAUCAAAUUCAUGAUCAACGCUGCUGGUGGUAUCUUGCAGCAGGAUCGUGUCAUUGAUUCGAUGGCCUAUGCUUGCAGAGGUGUCCUACCGGUAGUCGGUUCGGCGGUACCGGAAGUGGACCAGUCAAGUCUGUAUUGGGGUUUCGUCUGUGAUAAAGUCAUCGAAGCGUCUGAAGAUCUGGAUGCCUUUGACGCAACGGGAUUCUGUAAUGACAUAAUUACUGUGGUCAAUGGCAUUAUAUCUCAGGACAGUGGCGGAAGAUAUCGCAGACAAGCAGAAAAUAUGGAUGAUCCGCUGGGUAUCAUUGAAAUCCUGACCAAAAUCACCAAAGACCUCUAUGGAAUCGACAUCAACAUGAUCAUCGAUGACCUAUCUACAAUCAACACCAUCUGCACCAACGUCAAGGAGAAUUUCUUGAGGCCAUCUCUUCAAGAUCUCCUCUCUGAGCUCGGGGAGGAACUGAUGAGUGCCCUUCUACCCCAGGCAGCCCCGAUCUGUCAAGACUGGCAAGGCUUCCUUGCAGAUGAAGGCAUCGAUUCCUCGUCGCCUUACUACAACAUUAUCCAAGAGGGCGCUCGUAUCGGAUCUCAGGCGGUCGGAUAUGACGACAGAGAGGAUCUUUGCCGAAAUCUUGAGCAAGCACUAUCGGUGAAAGGAGAUAACAACGCCGCAAGGAAAACGUUCUCCAUGGACAUCAUCUCCGAAAUCUUCGCUACCGUGGAGGAGGCUGACAAAUGUACUCCAUUGGCUAAUGACGUCAUUCACCAGGUCAUCGAGCCCCUCAUACGUAUGGACAUACACGCCUUUGUGAUUUCGGAGGAUGAGAUUUUUGCUUAUACCGGUAUUGAUGGUGGAGUGGCAGCUGUCUGCACAGCAAUGGAGAACGCUGUCUCGUAUGAAAUAGACCUCCCAGACCCUGUUCCAGUUCACCUCAUCUAUGGGACCACAUUGACCGUUGAGUUCUUCCUGAGUGCUGCUGGUGGCAUCUGGCAACAAGACCGACUCAUCGACUCCCUUGCCUUUGUAUGCACAGACGUCUUACCUGAGCUCGAAUCGAUGGUACCCGAGUUUAAGUCUUAUGUUCAAGAUUCCUGGGAUUAUAAGCCAGUCUGCGGAAGGAUCCGCGAAGCAACGUAA
Strongylocentrotus purpuratus (purple sea urchin) is the source of this 1504-nucleotide messenger RNA. RefSeq lists its product as uncharacterized. The transcript has 5 exons. The record is from RefSeq and is a predicted model, not a curated record. The coding region runs from base 257 to 1504 and encodes 415 amino acids. NCBI's taxonomy places the organism in Eukaryota, Metazoa, Echinodermata, Echinoidea, Camarodonta, Strongylocentrotidae.